This is a messenger RNA of Esox lucius (northern pike), 3979 nucleotides long. RefSeq names its product glutathione hydrolase 7. The transcript is spliced from 15 exons. Gene Ontology annotation, biological process: glutathione catabolic process. Gene Ontology annotation, molecular function: glutathione gamma-glutamate hydrolase. The coding region runs from base 716 to 2758 and encodes 680 amino acids. Gene Ontology annotation, cellular component: plasma membrane. Lineage: Eukaryota; Metazoa; Chordata; Actinopteri; Esociformes; Esocidae. The record is from RefSeq and is a predicted model, not a curated record.
AAAAUUAAGAUGACAUGGACAGAUCUUAAAACAGCACCCCUUCGCUUUGUGGAUAUGGGCAGAGUCAAGUGAAAAUUAAUCCACUCAAACCUAAUUGCAACCCAUUUUAUUUUCUGGGUUCACCUGUAAUUUGUAAUUACAGGCAAUGAAGAAAUACAUACUGUAGUCCACGUCGUGUUUAGUGGUGACCAUGUGACAAUCCUUCAGUGAUGUCACUAGUCUUAAAGCGCAUAGCUCCUAUUUCGUUUCUGGGGAGGUUUACAGGAAAGCGCUUAUGCUUCUCCUUCCAUUAUAAAUAACGCAAGAAAAUGGUUGAUGCUUAAAUACAGAUGGGUAUAUUUUCUCAAAAGGUCUUGCGAAUGGUAGGAGUUGGCACCUCACCUCAGACCUAGAGGGAGCCAGACAACAACGUCACGGAUCAAGUGCCACAUUACAACGGACUAAUAACAUGUGCGUCGUCGCGGACCAAUGGCAUAAAUAAUUGCAGUUUGACAUAUGCUUUCGAAUGAAAUUACGAGUUAAACAUAUUUAACAAUCCAUCCCGAUCAACAUCAUCGGUUGAUGCACUGUAGGUCAACAACGGAGAUUUAUUGUUGCGCUUACUCAAUUCCUAUAGGACUUCCUUGAAGAAGAGAUGACAAUCCCAAUUUGACCUCUGGUUAAAUAAAGGACAAAAAACAUUAUAAUUAAUUAGCUGCGUGAUCGGACUGACGCCAUGUAUAACCCAGCCAACGAUGCCGUGGCCGGAUACUCAAGCGGUACCGUGACAGAGAAAGACCCAAGCCAGGAGACGACUCUGGGAAAUGCCUACUCACCGGUGGACUACAUGAGCAUCACCAGUUUCCCUCGUUUACCAGAGGACGACGUGGUUUCCGGGGAAAAUACUGUCAAAUCUCGCAAAGACGACGAUAACUUCCUCAGUGAGCAAGACACAGACCCAGACCUGUUCCUGAAGUCAGCCCGCCUGCAGCGUCUGCCCUCCUCAGCCUCUGACCUGGCCAGCCAAGACAUCACGCCCCUGCGGGAGACCACCAGAGACCCCUUAGCGGAGGGCUGUGCCUGCCAAAGAGACGGCCUCACUGUCAUCAUCACAGCCUGUCUCACCUUUGCCACAGGAGUCACUAUCGCUCUCAUCAUGCAAAUAUACUUCGGAGACCCCAAGAUCUUUAACCAGGGUGCGGUGGUGACCGACGUGGCCCAGUGUACGUCCCUGGGCUUCGAGGUUCUGGAGAGUCAGGGCUCCAGCGUGGACGCCGCCAUCUCCGCCGCCCUGUGCCUGGGCAUCAUUCACCCACACACGUCCGGCAUCGGAGGGGGAGGUGUGAUGCUGGUUCACGACAUCCGUAGGAAUGAGAGCAGGGUCAUUGACUUCAGGGAGACCGCGCCUUCCGGCAUCCACGAGGACAUGUUGCAGACUGACCUGGAGCUCAAGCCCGGCCUGAUGGUGGGAGUUCCGGGUAUGCUCAGCGGGAUGAAGCAAGCGCACCAGCUGUACGGAAGAAUGCCUUGGAAGGAUGUGGUUACCAUGGCAGCAGAUGUGGCUAGAAAUGGAUUCAACGUGACACAUGACUUGGCUGAGGCCCUGGCCAAAGUCAACGGCAAAAACCUGUCCGAUGCGUUCCGUGCCCUGUUCCUCCCGAACGGUCAGCCUCCUCUCUCCGGCCUGUUCUCUAGGCGCCUCGACCUGGCCGCCAUCUUGGAUGCCGUGGCAGCCAAUGGAAUCGCUAAAUUCUACAGUGGAAACCUGACCCAGGAAAUGGCUGCUGCAGUUCAAGCCAAAGGAGGAGUUCUUUCUGUGGACGAUUUUGGGAACUACAGUACUAUACUACAGCAGCCUGCAGAGAGUUCCUAUCAAGGACAUCACAUCAUGGCUGCUCCAGCCCCUAGCGCGGGAGCAGCUCUCAUCACAGCUCUUAACAUCCUGGAAGGCUACAACAUCACCAGCCAGGUGCCCCGCAACACCACCUACCACUGGAUCGCCGAGUCACUCAAGAUUGCUGUGGCCCUGGCUAGUGGGCUGGGAGACCCCAUGUAUAACUCCUCUAUCACAGAACGAGUCACCCAGAUGCUCAGUAAGUCUGAGGCAGGGGUGCUCCGCCAGAUGAUCAACGACUCUCAGGCUUUCCCGCCAGGUCACUACACAUCAUCGUACGCCCUGGAAGAGGGCUCCGUGGCCAGUCAGGUCAUGGUCAUGGGCCCUGAUGACUUCAUCGUCUCUGUUAUGAGCUCCCUGAACAGACCAUUUGGUAGCAGGAUCGUGACGCCCUCUGGGAUUCUGUUGAAUAGCCAGAUCCUGGACUUCUCCUGGCCCAACAAGACCCAGAACACACAGCCUCCCAAUCCGAAUAAUGUCAUUCAGCCAGGUAAGAGGCCCUUGUCCUUCUUGGUGCCCACGGCCGUGAGGCCUUCUCUGGGUCUGUGCGGCACCUAUGUGGCCCUUGGAUCCUCCAACGGGGACCGGGCCCUUAGUGGCAUAACGCAGGUGUUGAUGAACGUCCUGUCCUCCCGUAAAAACCUAAGUGACAGUUUGGCAUAUGGCAGACUCCACCCCCAGCUGCAACCUGAUACUCUCCUGGUGGACUCUGAGUUCCUGGAGGAGGACGUGGAGGCGCUACAGUUCAAAGGUCACCUGGUGCAGAGGGUAGACGUCCUCUCGUUGGUGGAGGGCACCCGGAGGACCAAUGACCUCAUUAUCGGGGUGAAGGACCCACGAAGCGCAGACGCCUCAGCGCUCACCAUGUCCAUGAACAUGCCUUAGCCCCCUUAACCCAGGCUGUGGGGGUGCGGGACUCAAAGAGGAACAGAGAUUUAUGGAAGGGUGUGAAAGAAAAACAUCCAUAUUAGUGGCAAAUACUUAGGCGGGAAAAAAUGAUGCUCGAAAGGGCUGAUAUACCGCCUAACUGUUGAUUUUCUGUCUUUGGUUGUUACGGAAUUGUGUAAUAUGCCAGUAAUGAGUCUCUGAAGUAGGUUUAAAGCCCCUUUACUAAGAUGGGGUGUAGCAUGCUGUUUGCAGUUUUUGUCUUGGGCUGGGUUGGCCUUAAUCCCACUUGGACGUGGCAAAGCACGGCCCGCACCGAGAGGACGGAAGCCGAAACGGCUGCUUCCGCCACAGAAACACACAUGAACACACAACCUUACAUACACGACACGUUUGUUCUUUUGCACACAGAGCGCACGUGGGUGGCAUGCUCACGCCUAGAUGCUCCUCAGUGACCCGUUUCAUUUGACUGAGCACCACCACCGCUUCCCUCCUAUGCUUGCACUCGUUCAAAAUGGCGGUGAAUGCCUGCGCACAUCAGAUAGUACGAGUUCCACGUGCCCAGUUCCGUUAACAUCAAAUGUGAACACUCAGGAGUUGGCUAGUCGCCCAGGUUGAGACCCCUUGAUGUACAGUACGCUUUGACCACCCACUUACUGUGGGUGCAUUUAUAUGGUCAGUGACAGAGUCGGCAACCGUCCUUAAUUGGAGUCAUGUGGCUUGAGUCAAAAGGUGUUGUAGCUCUUGUAGAUAUCUAGCCAUUUGCGAACAAUCGGUACAAGAGGCCAUUUUGUGAAUCUCUUCACAGAGAUAUUAUGUUUAUCUUAGAAAGAGACCGGGCACAGCACGUUUCUCUUCAUGUGAAUGUUAUUCUUUACUCACUUCAAUAUUGAAUGUUAUUUAUUUGUAAUACUACUUUGUUGGAAUACUGUAGUAUGAAUAUUAUUUUAGGAUAUCUGGGAUGUAAAAAAACUGGAAAGGGUAUUGUUGCAAACUUUUUAUUUAAUUUCAGAAAAUUGCAUUUAAGACUGAAUGAUCAGGAAGACAGGAUUAUGAAGUGCUUGUAAAUGAUUUGUCUAUUUUUAUAUUUGCAUAUGUAGUUUAUACUUAGUCAUUUGCACUGUUAGAACAGAAAUGUUUUUGCUUGAUAACACACAUAACUGUAUCGGAUUUACUUUUUAGUCUAUUGAAUGAUUAUUGUGUGUGUGUGUAUAUAUAUAU